GCCUUUCUCUGCGGACCCAGCGUCCAGUAAAAUUGUUGGAUUCCUCGAUCUGCAGAUAGGCCAGACAAGAUGUUGAUCUACAAGGAUCUCCUGUCAGGUGAUGAGCUCAUCUCCGACAGUUACAACAUGAAGGAGUCUGAAGAUGGCUUCUUUUACGAGGUGGAUGGCAAGUGGGUCACUGUUGGCGAUGUGGACGUGGACAUUGGUGCCAACCCAUCUGCAGAGGAGGAAGAGGAUGGCGUUGAUUCCCAGUCACGUAAAGUUGUUGAUGUGGUGGAUGCCUUCAGACUGAACGAGCAACCGAGCUAUGACAAGAAGCAGUUUUUGGGCUGGGCCAAGGAGUGGCUGAAGAAGGUCCUGGAGAAGCUUCCAGCAGACCAGCAGGAGGACUUCAAGGCCAAGUCGCAACCGGCAAUCAAGAUGUUGAUGGGCAAAAUCAAGGAACUGCAGUUCUUCCUUGGAGAGUCAAUGGACCAGGAGGGCACUCUGAUCUUUGCCUACUAUGCUGACGGCGCCGCGGAGCCAAAGUUCCUGUACCCAAAGUAUGCACUGCAGGAGAUCAAGGCAUAAGGCUAUGAAGUUCCGGGAAUGAAUGCCGGCUAUGUGUGCAAUUUCUACAGCAGACAUGUAGCUUUGUAUCCUGCCUGCAAGUCUUUCAUGCUUGUGUAGAGCUGACGUAUAGUCGUGCCGUAAUUUCAGAGUAUAAAGGCAGCCCCAACAACUGUGAAAGAAUUCUCUUCGAUGUCAGAAUGGAUGGUGUCUCAAUAGUGAGAGGUCAAUGUUUCCUGCAUAAACAGCAGUUCAAGGAACAGCGUGUGUAAGUCAGCUGAUGAUCGUGUUUGCCUCAUGGUGGUGGCUUUAGGGUGGGGUUGCUGGACGUGUUGAUUUCUUUGGGUCAUGACUUGUAAACAACCCUGAACGUAUCCGG
Molecule: messenger RNA, 928 nt
Organism: Coccomyxa subellipsoidea C-169
Lineage: Eukaryota; Viridiplantae; Chlorophyta; Trebouxiophyceae; Coccomyxaceae
Product: translationally-controlled tumor protein
Exons: 6
Coding region: 70-570 (166 amino acids)
Cellular component (GO): cytoplasm
Molecular function (GO): calcium ion binding
Source: RefSeq, a predicted model, not a curated record